GGAGUUUCACAUGUCAGUUGGUUCAGCUGUUCAGACUUCCCUGCAUGUGAAGAAGGUCCAGCAGCCUCUCUGGGUUUAAAUUCAGCUUUCGAGGAGAGACAUGGCGCUGAUGGGGAUUCAGCUGGUGGUCAGCUUGCUGGCCGCCAGCAUAAUGCAGAGGAUGGCUCCGCAUUGCUCCUUUGCGCGCUGGCUUCUCUGUAAUGGCAGUUUGUUUCGGUUCAAACACCCGUCAGAAGGAGAGCUGUGUGCAUUGGCUGGGAAACAAAUGCCAAAACAAAACAGGAGAGACAGGAGACAAAAUGGGGAGAACAAGCCUCUGACUGUGCCCAAGGACAUUGACCUUCACCUGGAGAAAGCUCCUGUCAACACCAUUGAUGCCCUUGUGCUGCGUUUUUUCCUGGAGUACCAGUGGCUGAUAGAUUUUGCAGUUUAUGCAAUGGGUGUCUACCUGUUCACUGAGUGCUACUACAAUGUAGUAGAUGCCAGAAAAGAGGUCAAUAUUGGAGCUAUCUGGUGUGUCCUGACUGUGCUCUUUGGUCUAAAGACCCUUCACACCCUGAUGAGCCACUACUUCCGCUCUGAAGAGGGUGGCGAACGCUCUGUAUGUCUGGCCUUCGGUUUUCUGUCUCUGCUUGUGGCUAUGCUGGUUCUUGUAGUCAGGGAGGAAUACUUGGAGUUUGGCCUGGAGUCUGGCUUUUCCAGCCUCUUUGACAACUUGGAAAUCUUUGCAAAACAGCAAGGCUAUGCUGACUGGUCGAUCCCGGUGACCAAGCUGACAGUGAAGCUCGGCCUGGCUGCUGUCUGUGCUUAUAUUGGAUCUCUUCUGGCCUUCCCUGGCCUGCGACUGGCUCAGACUCAUCUAGAUGCUGUGCAGAUGAACUCAGACCGCCCACUCAUCCAGAUUCUGCUGCACAUGGGUUUCUUGUCUCCCAUUUUUGUAUUGGUUCUUUGGGUGAAACCCAUUGCAAGAGACUUUCUGGCAAAUGCCCCAAUGGGGAAGACCUCUGUCACAAUAGUUCCAAGCGCUGUGUUUGACAGCAUGCGCCUUUGGAUCAUUGUGGUUUUAUGUUUGUUGAGGCUAGCGCUGACCCGUUACCACCUGCAGGCCUACCUCAACCUGGCUCAGAAGUGGGUUGAGCAGAUGAAGAAGGAGGCGGGUCGCAUUGCUGCAAUUGACAUUCAGAGAAAGGUCACUCGUAUCUUUUGCUACCUGACAGUUGUUACUCUACAGUACCUGAUUCCUAUUCUUCUCAUCCUCUUCUCCACGCUGUCACUCAAGGCAUUAGGGGACUUCUCCUGGGGCCCUGGUGCAGAUGACACCCCUGGGGUGACACCUGCUCUGGUGAUGCCGACAGCAGCACCUGUGCUGCCCGGCAGUCUUGAUGAAGAUGAGGAGGGGGUGGACGACAUGGAAGAGGACAUCCAGGCAACAGUAGCACACCUGUCAGAGGUCUUCACGGCGCUGCGGUCUGUCCUUACUCCACUUUUCUUCAGAGGUUUCUUUGCCUUCCUCACCUGGUGGGUGGCUGCCUGCCAGGUCAUCAGCUCUCUUUUUGGCAUCUACUUCCACCAGUACCUUAUGCAGAACUAACCGAGGAAAACAGUGACAUACUGUUCGACCUGCACUGCAAUCCCAGCUGCCAGCUGUUGUUACACUGUUGAAAAGGAUAGCUGCAGGCAGCGAAGGGGAACUUCAUUAAAACAGACAAUGAGAGGCAGAACGCACCUUGGUUUUCCUGUAACAGAAGUUCUGAUGAAGUUUGCUUAAGAUUCAGAUUGGUGACUGUCUGUCCAUUUCAAAAGCCUAUUGGUUACUUUUCUUGCUCCUAUGACUUUUAAUGACCAGCAGGCUACUGGUAUCAAUAAUACAAAUAUACAGAGAGCACUGGAGGCUGUAUCACAAAGCAUGUUUGACUUAGUCUGACUCUCUUUGGGUGCUUUCACGUCACUGCGCCAAAUAUUGGUCAUUCUUCUCAUUUUAGAAGCUGGUUUUGCAAAUUCAGCGUCAUGUUAUCAUACAUUCAGAGUGGGACAACAAGCUUAAGGAUCAGACACAGUAAUAUAAUCAUAACUAAGUGUAAGGAUUCCAGGAGAUCAAGGAUUUUACCUUUUUUUAAAUGUUUGGCAUUGUAGUGAAGAGACUUAUUUUAGUGCUUUUUUUUUUUUUUUUAAAAAUGGGUACUUAAUAUUAAGUGACACACUUGUGGCUUAAAAAGAGGACACGAUAAGCCUACUGAACUUAUUUACAUGCAGUCCUAUGAUGUUAAUUAGUUUGUUGUUCAAAAGUAGUUAAACAGAAUUAAAUCUGUCAAAAUGGACAGAAUCCUUGAAAUUGGGUGUUUCGAAUGAAAAAGGGUAACAUGAAGUUAGAUUAGAUAAUCUGAUCUGUUGAUCUGAUCUGGAGAAAACCUUUAUUCUGAGUUGAUCAAAACUCAUUAAUAGGAUUAGGAUGACUUUUAUGCCCCAAAAAUCAAAAUCUUAUGAUCUGAUCCCAGCAGAGGGCUGAAUUCACACAGGGAAACAAAUGUCAGAGAACUUAUAAAGCUGAAUACAUUUUUACUGAAAAGGUGAAAUUUUAAGCUUUGUAAAAAAAAUUGUGCCAGAAUGUUGUUUUGUGUAAUUUGUGUGUAAAGUAGUUUUAUAGAAAUAAUGGAUUUUAUCCCCAUAAACAAAUUUGACCUAACAGUGACUCAGAUCAGUGGUCCCCAAACUUUUUUUUGCGCCACAGACUGAUUUCAUGACCGACAACACUUUCAUGGACCAUCCAUCAAUGUGUGGGGGAUAAAUACACAGAAAUCAAAUGCUACAAAUGGCAUAAAACAAAGUGCUUAAAAAAACUGAACCUCUUAAAGUUGAAUAAUGCGUUAGAAUCACCUCUCACUGUAAAGCCAUAAUUUAAGUAGCACUCCUGAUAAUGUCUUUUAAAUGUAGCCUUUGUUUUCUUGGCAGUCGUAGGCUUUACUUCUGUUUCCUCUUCAAGCCUCAUUCCCUUUACAAAGAAGCUCUCCAACAGUGUUUGUUUUUUACUCGUUUUAGCUAGCUUGUGGGCUUAAUUUUUGGGUCUCAUGUGACCAAGACAAGUGUCUAGGUUCAUGUCAGUAUGUCAAAAGGUGGACGACAUAACGCAAGGGAUUUUGGUAAUUUUUCAAAAUAAAACCUCUUUCAGACUCUGAAAGUCAAUAAAAUGGAAAAUUAAAUAAAUCAUUUUUUCUUUCUCUGUGGCUUGGCACCAAAUAACAGACUGGUACCGCUCCUCAGCCUGGUGGUUGAGGACUGCUGAUUUAGAUGGUUUUUCUGUUUGUGUGUCUGUUUGCCCCCACUGGACAAAGUGUGUAAUGUAAAGUCUCCUAAAAUGUUUGAUAAUCUUUCAGAGCCUGUAUUUGGAUGAGGUUGAUCUUAUUCGGUGUGAUAUACCUUGGAGUGAUCCGCAUCCUCUGGAUAAUUCUGAUCUGGAUUAAGCCUUUAGACCAGCCGAGUCCUGCAGUAAACCACGUGUAACUACACUGAUCCACCUGAUUCAAAGGGAUCCAGCUUCUCGAUAAAGAAAAACAAGUCAAGCCCAAGGAUUAUCAGCCAACCCUUGCUUUGUCUUGCCAAGUCUUUCUUUGUGAUACAGUCUCAAAUCAUCCUCUGAAUACUCAGCUAAAUAUUUUUCUGUAACUUUUCAGAUGAAUCAAACCAGUGUUAUCUGACUUGUUAAAUGCUGCAUAUAUGUAAGAUGUUUAAUGAUAACGGGAAGUUUUAGUACUUCAUCCCUGUCAGGAUAUGUUUGUUUGUUUUUGUGAGGGACUGUUUGUCUCUCUUAAGGAACCGAUUCAAGAGUGCUAAUUUUUAAAAAUAUUUUUUUGCUGUGUUGAUUUUUCAUUGCAUAUAAGUAGUAAAGGUGAUAUCUGUGCUUUUGAGCAAAUACAGAGUGAACCAGAGCUGUUGCUUUUUAUUUUGUUUUUUCCUCCAGAAUUUCUAAGUGCCUGGGAGCUCAGGGAUUUUGAGUCAACUUUGAAAUCUCCGUUCUCUCUGAUAAAACAUUUAAACUGAGCAGAAGUUUUGAUAGUUCAAAGAACGACUUGUUUUUCUUUUAUUUUCCCACACUACUCACUGAUGACAUUUUUAGUUGCUGUGUCUUAACUCCUUUGUAUGUUUUGAAGAUUUUCUCUCGCUGUUUUUAUAGCGCAUCAGUCAAACCUGUACAAAUGACCCAAGCCCUCUUAGGGUAAAUUUUGCAUCAGUUGAUAUUAUUUAUUUAUUUAUAUUACACAUGCUCAAAUUUCUUCCACUUAGAGAUGAUACUGAUGCAGAAACUCUUUGCUUUUUUUUUUUUUUUUUAAUUCUGUUUGUUUUUUAGUGUGUCUUUUAGAUAGUGAAUUUGAAUUGAAUGCUCUGAAAUCAUACUGUGAAUAUUGUUUCAAACAUUGCUUUUUUUUAAAGAUUUUCAGGAUGCAUGGUGUGUAAAGGUUUUUUGUUUUUGCUGUAACCAGAUUGUUUUGUGUGUGUAUGGCUCAAUAAAAUCUUAGUUUCAGACUCA
Molecule: messenger RNA, 4522 nt
Organism: Cheilinus undulatus (humphead wrasse)
Lineage: Eukaryota; Metazoa; Chordata; Actinopteri; Labriformes; Labridae
Gene: tmem161a
Product: transmembrane protein 161A
Exons: 11
Coding region: 101-1591 (496 amino acids)
Source: RefSeq, a predicted model, not a curated record